Molecule: messenger RNA, 2819 nt
Organism: Cydia strobilella
Lineage: Eukaryota; Metazoa; Arthropoda; Insecta; Lepidoptera; Tortricidae
Gene: Dok
Product: docking protein 2
Exons: 2
Coding region: 153-1787 (544 amino acids)
Biological process (GO): cell surface receptor protein tyrosine kinase signaling pathway; positive regulation of MAPK cascade; Ras protein signal transduction
Cellular component (GO): cytoplasm
Source: RefSeq, a predicted model, not a curated record
CUGUCAUACAACAGAACAGAACGGAAUUUGCGCGCACGGGUUUUAUUAUCAUUGAGAUACCAAUAAAGACAAGCCUUUGAAUACUAUUGAUAUGUUUUACUACACCCGCCGAUUUGCGACGAAUUUGCAAAACAGCUUGAGCGACGUGUAAAAUGGAGCAGCACGACGAAAUUAAAUCCGGUUGUUUGUUGUUCCCUCCCGCCGGAGGGAAUGUGUUUAGUAAAUUUCCUAAGAAGAAACAACAACAAAAGUACUGUCUGCUUCUAAGCUCCAGCAAGCAGGGUAUUGAGAGAUUAGAGAUAUAUGAUAAUAAGGAUGACAUUAAUACAGGUGCCAUCCCCAAGAUUAUUACCCUUGAGAAUUGUAUUAAGAUAACACAUUCUAGUCCAAACAUUAUCACUGUACUUACUAAGUCACAUACCCAGCAAUUCUGUGCUCAAUCAGAACUGGAAACAUUAGAAUGGGUGAAAGCGCUGCAGUCUGUAGCAUUUAAAGGCAGAGACACAAGUCCUGUUCGCUGUGAUGAGGACAAUGACCUCUACUGUUCAUCAGGAGAAGGAGUAUUCUCAGUCAAAUUGUGCCCUUCCGAUGCAUCAAUAAGGUGUGGUUUGGAGGUGAUGCGGUACCUGCUACUCCUCACUACAACUGCCAUUGAUUUAAGAGAUGUAAAUGACAAUAAGCUGUAUGCUACUUGGCCAUAUAGAUAUAUAAGACGUUAUGGUUAUAGACAGGGAAAAUUCACAUUUGAGGCAGGAAGAAAAUGUGAUACAGGUGAAGGUAUCUUCCAUUUGGAGCAUCCUAACCAGUCUGAGAUAUUUAAGUGUGUCUCAUUGAAGAUGAAAACCAUGAAGCAGAUGAUUGGCAGUGAUUUAAAUAGUCCUGAACACAGUGAAUUCAACUUACAGGCCGGUGCAAAUUUAUUCCCUGGAUCUAGGAGUCCUUUAGUGGCUGCCAGGCCUGAUGAUUUAAGCUUGAGUUCUCUUUCGUUCAAAACUGCACCUUCAAGCCAGCAAAGCUCAUUCUCUGAAAGAGAUAGUGCACCUCUCUUAAUGCCUAAGCCAGCAUUAAAGCCCAAGCCACAAAAACCUCCACGAAAAAUCAUCAACAUGCCCAAGGCUCUUGUGAAAGAGUUAUGCAGUUCAACAGAUGAAAGCCUAGAUUUUGGCAGAUAUAAAAAACUUGAGAAUUAUGAACCAAUUGAACAAGUGAAAAGAGACCCAAGUCCUCCUUCUGUGCCAUAUGACAAGGUGGAAGUUCGUAGUGAAGCUUGGAAAACUCUUGGUAUCGAAGACCCUGACCACACUGAGUUCACACCUAAUUUGGGUGAUAACCCUAACUGCAUGAAACUUAUAUCAAGAUCACAAGAUAAUUUGAACACUUCUGGCCCAGAAGGUUCUAGAAUUAUACUGUUACCAAGUCCAAUGGUUGAUCCGGAGGAUGAGAACUAUGACCGACUACAGUAUUUUGGUUCUACAAGUAAGUUGAAUAAGUCUGCUAAGUAUAAAAAAGUUGAAGCCCGUCCAACGACAUUGAUUCCUGGGGAUCAAAAGAGUAAAGAUACUUGGAAUGAUUAUGAUGAAGUGGAGAAUGUGAUGCAGACUGCAAGACUGGCUGAUGAUUCUCAUCUAGGAUAUGGUAUGAUACGGAAACCAAAUGCUCCAGGGCCUCAAGUACCCACUGCUGCACAAGCUCAGGCACUGCAAAACCAGGUCAGUUUGGAAGAGAUCAAUCAUAACACAUGUAAUGGGACUGACUAUGCAGUUAUUAGCCGACCAAAAAGGGUGUAAGGUUACUUUUAAAAUGUUAUAAGUAUUACAGCGAAUAUUAUACACUAAGACUGAAAUUUUUUUAUACCAGAAAUUCGAAUAGGAAGAGAUUAUUGUGGGUAAACUUUUAGAUGAAAAUAUUUUAAAAAAAACAUGUUACGAAUUAUAGUUAUAAUGACAAGAAAUUACUAUUUGCAUUCCAAUUUGUACUUUUCACAAUUUAGUUAAGUGCUUAUAUACAUUUUAUAGGUCAAUGUAUAUAACUGUAAGUGUUUAUUUUCCUUUGAAGAUAUUGAUUUACGGACCAUGUGAUUAAACAGUGCCUUAUUGCUCUUAGUAUAAGGACUAUUUCUAGAAUUCAACAGUGACAAGUCUACCAGUUGGUGCCAAUAUACUUUAUGUUUAAAUGUAGUAUUAGUGUACCAUAUUUUUUUAUAUGCAUAUAAAGAUCAUGCACUUUAAAAGUAUUUCAUUACCCAUUUCAGUAUUUAGGUUUCAAAACCUGGUGGUGGCACUGAAAUCAUUAAUUAUGUUAAUGUUAAUUGUGUCAUAAAAGAUCUAUAUUGAGCAAUUAAGGAUAAAUGUCAAGAGACCAGAUUAUUAGUAACACUCGUCAGAUGAGUUAUCUUAUUUUGAAAUAAGAGAGAUGGAUGGUGCUGAUUUAUAUUGACAUUCUGUCGCAAGUAUCUAUUAGAAGCUUCCUUUCAAUUUACCACAGGAUUAUUAAUAUCAUCAGUGGCUGUUAUCAAUCCACUGCAAGCCACAGGCCUGUUUAAAAAAAAUCUGUUAAUAAUCAGUAUUUUCAUUACACUCCAAGUCUUUAUGUUACGACUUAUGACAUUAUUUUUAUGCCAAAAUCAAUCUCAUCAUUCAUUUCAAUUCUUUACAUUUUCUUAUAAGUUUCCUUAAAAUGCAGUGUUACCAAUAUUUUAUUAGGAUUAUCUUUACAAGUAGAUUACCACAUAUAGUCUAUGUAUAAUUUUAUUAAAGCCAUAUUAUUGUGACUUAUUUUAUAAACUGAAAAUAUUGAUAAAUAAAAUCAUAAUCCAGUUU